CAAGACUAGAACUGGUUCACAUGGCAUUCUUGGACGCUGUCAAAGAAGUUUAAUCCAGAGGUCAGGUUGGCUUACGUGGCACCGAUCGCAACUUCUGGCACACGACUGGGCGCUUCGAUCGUGCUUAGGCGCGUCUACAAGUAUGGUCACCGACCUCCAGGCCGAACUUGGUCGUAACACCACUAUGGACCUCCGCCAGUAUGCAAAAACAGUCCAAUUAAUGACAUGCGCUCAACAUGCAACAGCAGAGACUAAGUAUCAUGCCGUAGUUACUAUGUGCUUCGACUACUUCGCCAUUGUCAUCGGCUACGCUUUGCAUCCUGCAGCAAUAAAGAUUCCACUCGGUGGCCAAUUCAACGUGGCUCCCUACAUCCCCAUCAUCGGGCAAGAGGGCCAGAAGCGCUUCAAGUACUUCCUGAAAGAUGGUAGGUACAAGCUAUCGAUGGACAACAAGAACGCCACUUAUAAGCCUCUUCACUUCUCAGAAAUGAAUAUCAAUAAGGCAACUGACCAGAUAGCCAUCCCAGCUGCGCUCGAGGAGCAACCAGUCAAGGGCCAAGAGCAUGUCUCCAUGCCUCCGCGAAAGUACUUCUCUGGUCGCUCGCUGCUCGAUCGAGAGCCGCAGCUCAUCGCAGCGGAGCCCGUCGAUGGUAAGUGGCUUGCAACCACCGUACGCGUACAAGUCAACUUCGCAUAUCCGAUGAUAACCAUGCAGAUCCCCAUGACCGACUGGCUCUUGAAGCCUCAAUCCAAGGAUUGGCACUCGAAGCUCGCGUACGCUCCGGAUUGUUUACGGGUCACCAAUACAGAUGCUACUGUCUUGCUGCAGCUUGAGCUUGAUGCACAGAAGCAGGAGCACCCAUACCACGAGCUGCCUGGGCUUGUGUAUAUGCAGGCGCUUGGUGAGAGUUUGGAUUGGAUUACGCGGUGUUGAACAACAUGAUGUACUCGGUCUAUCGAGUGCGGGCGCCAUAUUGCUCGAAGCGUGCCGAUUCCAUCAUCGACGGCGAGACGUCCGGGGGUGACACGUCUGAAGGUGAGGCUUAAGUCGAUGUUUGUGUUUUGUAACCAUGCUGGCCCAUGGUAUGAAGUACGAAGGAGGGAAUUCAAGUUUCUACAAUACAAUUCAGUAGUAUCUUUCAACAUUUUCCCAUGUGUGAUACAUUCUAUUGUUUCUUGUUAUUCAUUUUCGC
This is a messenger RNA of Macroventuria anomochaeta, 1193 nucleotides long. RefSeq lists its product as uncharacterized. The coding region runs from base 143 to 934 and encodes 263 amino acids. NCBI's taxonomy places the organism in Eukaryota, Fungi, Ascomycota, Dothideomycetes, Pleosporales, Didymellaceae. The transcript has a single exon. The record is from RefSeq and is a predicted model, not a curated record.